AUGAAGAUCUUAAACAAGUUAUAUAAUAAUGCGUUCAGAACAUCAAGGAGAGCCUUUUCUUUAGUAACAAAAAAUGCCCACGAUUUUAGCGCCCAAGGAUUAAACAAGAAUAAUGAAAUUAUAAAUGUACAAUUGUCAUCAUUUUUUGGUCAGAAAUAUUGUUGUUUAUUAUUUUAUCCCUUAAAUUAUACGUUUGUGUGUCCAACGGAAAUAAUAGAAUUCAAUAAACAUAUAAAAUCUUUUGAAGAUAGAAACGUGGAGUUAUUAGGAAUAUCAGUAGAUUCUGUUUAUAGUCAUUUGGCAUGGAAAAAUAUGCCAAUUGAAAAAGGGGGCAUAGGGAAUGUCAAUUUUACCCUAAUAUCUGAUAUAAAUAAAGAUAUUUCAAAAAAUUAUAAUGUACUAUACGAAAAUUCUUUUGCCUUAAGAGGUCUUUUUUUAAUAGAUUUAAAUGGAAAAAUUAGGCAUAAAACUGUGAACGACUUAUCAAUUGGGAGAAAUGUAAAUGAAGUCUUAAGAAUAAUAGAUUCUAUAAUCCAUGUUGAUAAUAGUGGAGAUGUGUGUCCAAUCAACUGGAAAAAAGGAGAUAAAUCAUUUAAACCGAACAAUGAAUCUUUGUUGAAUUAUUUAAAUGAGGGAUAA
This is a messenger RNA of Plasmodium malariae, 639 nucleotides long. RefSeq names its product thioredoxin peroxidase 2, putative. Gene Ontology annotation, biological process: hydrogen peroxide catabolic process; response to oxidative stress; cellular response to stress. The transcript has a single exon. Bases 1 to 639 code for a protein of 212 amino acids. Lineage: Eukaryota; Apicomplexa; Aconoidasida; Haemosporida; Plasmodiidae. The record is from RefSeq and is a predicted model, not a curated record. Gene Ontology annotation, molecular function: thioredoxin peroxidase activity. Gene Ontology annotation, cellular component: cytosol.